UUAGGCAACACUGUAGUUGACUUAGUAGUGACGUUUUAUGAAGGUUUUCGUAGUUGUUUUUUAUUACAAAUUCUAGUCGAAGAAAUUGAUCUUUAUUGUUUAGACAUGACAAUUCUUUCAAAGAAAAAGUCUUUGCAAGGAAAGCAAGAGGUUGAAGCGACAGAGGCUACUGCUCACCAUGGGGGAAAUAUUUCUAUCCCUUUAGGUUCCAUACCCAAUCAUUCUCAGAUUCCAGAUAGAUCCAGAGAUGAAAGGCUUAGUUCUCCUCAGUUGAUGAACUGGCCACCUGACAACGACAAUGAUUAUGAAGGAAUAGAUUCUGGACCAAGUCAUAGUAAGCGACGUCUCAGGGCAAGUCCUCUAAGAUCUGCUCGAACUACAAUUCAUUGGGAUGUAAAUACUAGUUCACCUAAACACACAUCCCCAUCCUGUUCAACAGAUAAUGAUCACCCAGGUCCAUCAAAUUCAGAAGCAUGUGGUUACAAUAGUGGUGAUGAGUAUGAUUUUAGUCACAAGACUAAACGUACUGAAGCUCAGUGGAUUGAGGAAGAUCGUAAUUUUGAGAAGAAAAUGCGUAAACGUGGAUUUCUUGUUAAAAAAAUGGGUGAAGAUGGAGCCUGCUUGUUCCGGGCUGUAGCUGAUCAAGUUUAUGGGGACCAAGACAUGCAUGGUGUUGUUCGUAAACAUUGCAUGGAUUAUAUUGCUUUAAACAGUGACUACUUUUCUCAAUAUGUCACAGAAGACUUUGAUACAUAUGUGAACAGAAAAAGGCUUGACUGCACACAUGGAAAUCAUAUCGAAAUGCAAGCUAUGAGUGAAAUGUAUAACAGAACUAUUGAAGUGUUUUGUUAUGGAAAAGAUCCAAUCAACAUCUUUCAUGGUGUGCAUCAGUCUGAUAAUGAACCUAUACGCCUAUCUUAUCAGAGAGGUAGUCACUACAAUAGCAUUGUUGAUCCCCACAAAGCAACUAUUGGUGUUGGCCUGGGACUUCCGAGUUUCAAUCCUGGAUCAGCUGAAAAAAAUUUGUUGAAUGAUGCAAUAAGGCAGAGUGAAGAAUUACAGAUAGAACAGGCCAUGUUGGAGGAUAAAUUAAGAGCCACUGAUUGGGAGGCAACAAAUGAAGCAAUUGAGGAACAGGUGGCUAGGGAUAGUUACCUUCAGUACUUAAGAGACAACGAAAAAAGGGAAAAAGAAAAGGAAAGGGAAAGAGAAAUUGGAACAUCCAGUACUGCUGCUGUAAAUGAUAAUAAGAGUAAUCCAAAACCUUCCUGUACUGAACAUUGUGAAAGUGAAGAUAAAGUUUCAUUACAAAUUGUGGAUCCUUCUUCAUCUUACCUGUCACCACAAUUAUUUGGUUUAGCAGAUUGGGAAGAUGCUGGACUUUUAGCUGAGGUGUUAGCAGUCUCACAACAAGAAUAUUUAGAUAACUUAAAGAAAUCUCGCAGCCUGAAUGGAACACCAAAUGACUCUCAUGAUUGUGAAGCUAACCUUGAAAAGCCAUCUACCUCUCAGUAAUGAGUGUUUCCAAAUUUUAAAAAAUAUUGUGAUUCUAAAUAUUUAGUUCAAUUGUUUAUUUGAUGAAUUAAAAUUAAAUAUUAUUUGUUUUAAAUUGUUUUUCUAUAAAUUGAAAUUAUUUUUUGUUUUGUAUGUUGUAGUUGAUAUUAUAGUUAGAUUAUUUUUUCUUUAUUUAUGGAAUUCUCUGAAUUCAUUAUUCUAUUUGUCACCCAAAUGUUGGUGACUAAUAUUUAUGAAACUGUGAUAAUUGCAUUUGGGUAAACAAAAGUUGUUUUUGUUCUAUUGCCCCUUUUUACUUUUUUUUAAAUAUAUAUAUGUGUGUUUGUUUGCUAGUGAUGGGCAAAAAUGCUCUUACCAUGGAUCAUAUUGUGCAUCUUUAGUCUUCUUUAUACUUUUAAUCAGUUCAUGAGCAGUUCGCCCAUCUCUGGCUGGUGCACAUACACUUAUUUUUUUAGUUUCACUUCCUUAUUUUUAAAAUAUUAGAAAAUUGAAACUAUAUACAGUUAAACUAAGAUAAGUAGAGUAACUGUUGUCUGAAUUAAUAUUGUAUGAAUUUGUUGUUCCUUUAUUUCAUUAAUGCAUUAGACCUCUGAGCUAAAUAGCUUCAUCAUUUUUUAUUAAAAUAUAAAAGUAUAUUAAUUAUUGCAUACUUUUUGGUCUAAGUUUCA
Molecule: messenger RNA, 2183 nt
Organism: Nezara viridula (southern green stink bug)
Lineage: Eukaryota; Metazoa; Arthropoda; Insecta; Hemiptera; Pentatomidae
Source: the annotation of a GenBank genome assembly